CUGCCAAUAUACGCCGGAAGGAAGACUGGAGAAGAAUAUUUUAUUGAGCUCUGAAAAUGUCGGUGAAUCAGAGCUGCAAAACGAGCCACACAGCGUGUGCCAUUGCUUGAAUCUUCACGAGUCGCCGGAAAGAAAUUCCACCCCAAGAGAAGAUUACUGGUGGAAAACAGAGAAAGAGGAGACCUCGAGUGCUUGUCGGGCCCAGAGUAUGCAACAUGCUUAUGGCAGCGUUUACACGUUUCACGUGAGCACGCAAACGUGCGGGAGACACCAUACAGAUUGCAUUACCUGAAUCUUCACUUUCGCAGAGCAGUCUGAAGCAUUAUAGAAUCGAAAGUACCCUGUAGCCUUUGUUCGUACCCAAUCCGAAAAUGGCGAAGUUAGGGGUGUGUGCCAGUCUUCUCGGGGAUACAACUCGGGACCACGAGGAGCUCGUAAAAAUUCAGGUCUCCUUGAGAUUCUGUCACAUCCUCAAGAACCUGGAAUCGAUGAGUAGGAUAGUAAACGCUCGGCUCUCAACGAAUCCAAGCACUUCUUCUUCUCUGCAGCCAUAGCGGUGUAUAUAGACAGGAAAAAGCUCCCUUCUCCUGAAAUUCGCCUGCUAGCAGACGAUGUCAAAGUCUUAUGCAAUGCUGGUCUCGGAAAGGUUUGCCUACGACAUGUGCUGGAAGUCAGUCACACUGACUUUCACCAGGAAACUGAACACCAUUGAGCUGACACAUGGGCAAAGCCAUUGAUGAGGGUGAGGAACUUCCACGGUUCGUCAAAGUUGCAUGCAGCAGCUGCAGCAGCAGCAAGGAAAUAUACGGAUGUAGAUAUCGAUGUGGAUAUCGACCCGCCUAGCUUCUACAGGCUAAACACUGAAAUCCUUCCGAAUGCAUUCAGUAGGAUGCUUUCUCUCAAGGAGUUCUGGGCUCCGUUGUUCAGUACCAGGCUGAUUGCUGACAUGUGAAAUAUCGCGGUGACCUCUUGCUUGAACGAGCGCCUUGUUGGAAACGCCAUUCGACGCCAGCACAAUGGUUUUCUGCUUCUGGAUGCCAUGGGACAGGAAGCGGAUGGUGAGGGACUCCACACCAGCUAAAAUCCUGUGUGCCAAUUGCGGUGGAUCUGCAAGUGAACUCAAGGUGCGCACCACCUUUAGGUUCUGCUUCAUUCCACUGUGCUGGACCACAAGCUACAUCAUUCUCUGCCAAACUUGCGAGUGGAAGGGCUUGUGUAAAUUCGACUUGCCGGGGAGAAGAAAUUUCUGACAACUUUCAACUAUUUCGGCUGGCGUUGAGUUGUGAUGAGAGUAGCAAGUGAACAUGUCACCUCAUCACAAUGUCGUCUACGGGAGCCGAGAAAUCUCAAGAAUGCUGUGCAUCGUUGUAUGGAACCAGUCACAGGUUUAGAACCUCUGUAAAUGUUCAGCUGCAGGAAAUGUUAGUGUCUGCCAGAAGAAGGCAACUCUUACACGGGAUUAUGUGUUCUGACUGAUGGACUCCUGAAGCUUCCUUCCUACAUAGAUUCCAGAUUCAGAUUCACAGGAAGUGUUUUUACAACUCUCUCCACAUGGCGAACAGAGAUUCUGACAGAGUCAAAAUUCGAUCCUUCAAUUUCAUAUGGUAUCCACGCUGCUAUCCCAACAGUUCUCCUUCCACCGAUAGAUGAAUGAUACGCACCAUACAACUGCAACUACGGCUGUAGUUUCGUGAUAAGGAGUAUCGGUUGUAAAUUUCCCUUUACAUUCGACAGCUUUUUGGCCUUCAAAUCAAUUAGCAGAUCUCUACGUUUUCGUCUUUGAUGAUGAUUCAUUGCACAGCUGAG
This is a messenger RNA of Marchantia polymorpha subsp. ruderalis, 1806 nucleotides long. NCBI's taxonomy places the organism in Eukaryota, Viridiplantae, Streptophyta, Marchantiopsida, Marchantiales, Marchantiaceae. The record is from the annotation of a GenBank genome assembly.